Molecule: messenger RNA, 345 nt
Organism: Pyrenophora tritici-repentis Pt-1C-BFP
Lineage: Eukaryota; Fungi; Ascomycota; Dothideomycetes; Pleosporales; Pleosporaceae
Source: RefSeq, a predicted model, not a curated record
AUGGUAUCUCCAUCUGGUAAAUGGUAUUUCACCGGCCCACGACCAAUCGACCAUCCUGAUGACAAUCCCGUGCGCGGUAUCAUCGGCGGUUUCAAUGAGCGCGAGUACAGCUACAGGGACUUCCGGCAACAUGCAGGCCCAGAAACCUUCGAUGCUUUCCUCAGCGCCUUCGCAAAAGCUGUCGCUCAGAUGCCUGUCCUAGAGUUCUUUAUGCUUACUUCUGAGCUCGGCAGAGAGCGGAGUGGGGAGAUGGAGAAGCGGAGGAUGAAGAGCACCGAAGGAUCUACUACGCCUGUGAGGUUGGGAAAGUAUGGAUACCGGAACCGGAGACUGCGGCAGCUUUAA